This is a messenger RNA of Condylura cristata (star-nosed mole), 1173 nucleotides long. RefSeq names its product calcium channel, voltage-dependent, gamma subunit 8 (gene CACNG8). Gene Ontology annotation, molecular function: voltage-gated calcium channel activity; channel regulator activity. The transcript is spliced from 7 exons. Gene Ontology annotation, biological process: postsynaptic neurotransmitter receptor diffusion trapping; positive regulation of synaptic transmission, glutamatergic; neurotransmitter receptor transport, postsynaptic endosome to lysosome. The record is from RefSeq and is a predicted model, not a curated record. Bases 1 to 1173 code for a protein of 390 amino acids. Gene Ontology annotation, cellular component: postsynaptic density membrane; AMPA glutamate receptor complex. Lineage: Eukaryota; Metazoa; Chordata; Mammalia; Eulipotyphla; Talpidae.
AUGGAGACACCCGACAACCUUUUCCCACGGCGCCUCCCGGGAGCUGACCCCGCGGGGCGGCUGGAGGGCGGGGGGAGAGGCCAAGCCGCCGGCACGGCCCCGCCCCCGCUGCCCCGGUGGUGGCCCACGGCCCCCCGGCUGCCCGUGGUCAAACUGGAGUCGCUGAAGCGCUGGAACGAAGAACGAGGCCUCUGGUGCGAAAAGGGGGUGCAGGUGCUGGUGACGACCGUGGGGGCCUUCGCCGCCUUCGGCCUCAUGACCAUCGCCAUCAGCACGGACUACUGGCUGUACACGCGCGCCUUCAUCUGCAACACCACCAACCUCACUGCCAGCGACGAUGGGCCCCCCCACCGCGGGGGCAGCGCCCCCUCGGAGAAGAAGGACCCUGGCGGCCUCACCCACUCGGGUCUCUGGAGGAUCUGCUGCCUGGAAGGGUUGAAAAGAGGCGUCUGCGUAAAGAUCAACCAUUUUCCGGAGGACACGGACUACGACCAUGACAGCGCGGAGUAUCUGCUCCGAGUCGUCCGGGCUUCCAGCAUCUUCCCCAUCCUCAGCGCCAUCCUGCUGCUGCUCGGGGGAGUGUGUGUGGCGGCCUCCCGGGUCUACAAGUCCAAGCGGAACAUUAUUCUGGGUGCAGGGAUCCUGUUCGUGGCAGCAGGCCUGAGCAACAUCAUUGGCGUGAUCGUGUACAUCUCGGCCAACGCGGGCGAGCCGGGCCCGAAGCGGGACGAGGAGAAGAAGAACCACUACUCGUACGGCUGGUCCUUCUACUUCGGCGGGCUGUCGUUCAUCCUGGCCGAGGUCAUCGGCGUGCUGGCCGUCAACAUCUACAUCGAGCGCAGCCGCGAGGCGCACUGCCAGUCUCGCUCGGACCUGCUCAAGGCCGGCGGGGGCGCGGGCGGCAGUGGCGGGAGCGGCCCCUCGGCCAUCCUCCGUCUGCCCAGUUACCGCUUCCGCUACCGCCGCCGCUCCCGCUCUAGCUCCCGCUCCAGCGAGCCGUCGCCGUCGCGGGACGCGUCUCCCGGAAGCCCGCCAGGCAGCCUGCUGCUGUCAAUGGGGAGAAAAGCCUCAGUGACAGUUGGCGAGGACUUGGAAGUGGAGUCCAGCCGGGAGCAGUCCAGCAAACGGGCCUUGUCAGCUUACAACAGCAUCCCAGAGGUGAAGCAGAAAUAG